AUGAAAUCAACGUCGUCGUUUGGAGGAAGCAGCUCCAGGCUAUCAAAUUACAGCCGUACAUUUGAUUUACCAGAUGAUAAUAAUUAUCCUGAUCAUGACGACUCCGGUGUCAACUCGGACUGCGAACAACUCGGUGGUGCAAUGUUACCGGUGUUUCUCAACGACCUGAGAAGAAAUAACGAGCAAGACUUAGUUGAAGUUACGCUUGAACUCGACAAUGACUCCAUUUUUGUUUGCAGCGUUAAACCGAAUAUUAAUCCUACCUCGUCAGUAAUCUCCGAUCCUGGCGGCGGAGCUCGCGGCGGUGAUAAUACGGAGAGAGGAAAUUUGGAGAGGAGUUUAUCGGCGACAUCGAGGAUACGACGGACGUUCGGGUGGUUAAAAUCGAGAUCUUCGAGAACUAGUGCCGCGUCGGAAGUUGAAGAGAGAACAAUAACGGCGAGAGACGCGAGGAAAAUGAGAGCGAAACUUGAACGGACGAGAUCAGGAGCUCAACAAGCGCUAAAACGAUUGAGAUUCAUUAGUAAAACGACAGAUGGUGUAUCUGAUGAUAGUAAUGAGUUGUGGAAGCGAGUUGAGUCAAGGUUUAACUCGCUUGCUAAAGAUUGCUUGCUUGCUCGAGAAGAUUUUGGUGAAUGCAUAGGGAUGGUGAAUUCGAAGGAAUUUGCAGUGUGUAUAUUUGAUGCAUUAGCCAGGCGAAAACGACGACGGAUUUCGAAGGUUACGAAGGAGGAGCUCUAUGAGUUCUGGUUACAAAUUACAGAUCAGAGCUUUGACGCGCGUCUUCAAAUUUUCUUUGACAUGGUUGAUAGCAAUGGAGAUGGAAGAAUAACAAGGCAUGAAGUGCAAGAGCUUAUAAUGUUGAGUGCUUCGGCAAACAAAUUGUCCAAGCUCAAAGAACAAGCUGAAGAAUAUGCAUCAUUGAUCAUGGAAGAAUUAGAUCCAGAGAAUUUUGGGUAUAUUGAGUUAUGGCAGUUGGAAACACUUCUUCUACAAAGAGACACAUACAUAAACUACAGUAGACCACUAAGCACAGCAAGUGUAGGGUGGAGUCAGAACAUAACUUCACUCAGACCACAGACAGUGGUGCGUAAGCUAAGCUUUAAAUUGAGGUGUCUACUUCUAGACAAUUGGCAAAGAGGUUUCAUUUUGAUGCUGUGGAUAAUGGCAAUGGCUUGUCUGUUCUCUUGGAAAUUUUACCAAUAUAGAAAUAGAUCAGCCUUUCAAUCCAUGGGCUACUGCUUGUGUGUUGCAAAGGGUGCAGCCGAGACUCUUAAGCUCAAUAUGGCUCUAAUUCUUUUGCCGGUUUGUCGAAAAACCUUGACUUGGCUUCGUUCCACUCGAGCAAGAUCCUUUAUUCCCUUCGACGACAACAUUAAUUUCCACAAGAUAAUUGCAACUGCAAUAGCCAUUGGAGUAAUCCUUCAUGCAGGAAACCAUCUGCUUUGCGACUUCCCUCGUCUAGUACACUCAUCUCAGACUGACUUCGCCUUGAUAGCAUCCGACUUCCAUAACAAGAAGCCGACAUACAAUGAUUUAAUCACAGGCGUGGAAGGCGUUACUGGGAUUUCUAUGGUCGUGCUAAUGGCCGUAGCAUUCACACUAGCAACGCGCCAAUUCAGGAGAAAUGUAGUAAAACUACCUGCACCCUUUAACAGAUUGACCGGUUUCAAUGCCUUUUGGUACUCUCAUCAUCUUCUUGUUGUUGUCUAUGUUUUGCUGCUUGUUCAUGGGACAUUCUUGCUCUUGGUCCACCAGUGGAAUCAGAAAACAACAUGGUUGUACAUUGCUGCCCCUUUGUUACUCUAUAUGGGGGAACGGAGUGUGCGAACAUUCAGAUCAGAACAUUACGCAGUGAAUAUACUGAAGGUAUCUGUUCUACCAGGAAAUGUGUUCAGCUUAAUCAUGUCCAAGCCACGAGGGUUUAAGUACAAAAGCGGGCAGUAUAUAUUUCUACAAUGUCCAGCAAUUUCCUCCUUUGAAUGGCAUCCAUUUUCGAUAACUUCAGCACCUGGAGAUACCUAUCUCAGUGUUCACAUUAGGAUAGUGGGAGAUUGGACACAAGAAUUGAAAAGAGUUUUCACUGAGGUAUAUGACUCGACAUCCAUUAUUGGCCGAGGCAUGUUUUGUCAAGUUGGACAGGUGGAUCAAAUACGCCAGCCAAAACUAUAUGUCGAUGGUCCGUAUGGAGCUCCAGCACAAGACUACCAAAAUUAUGAUGUUUUACUCCUUGUGGGACUAGGAAUUGGUGCUACCCCUUUCAUAAGCAUCCUUAGAGAUCUUUUAAACAAUACAAGAGCUGCAGAUUAUCAAACGGAUUCAAACACUGAGACCAGUAGAUCAGAUGACAGCUCAAACAGUUAUAAAUCUUCAACUGUGACACCAGCAGGGAGCAAAAAGAGAACACAGAGAACCACAAAUGCUCAUUUUUAUUGGGUAACAAGAGAACCGGGGUCAUUUGAAUGGUUUAAAGGAGUCAUGGAUGAAGUUGCAGAGAUAGAUCUUAAGGGUCAAAUUGAGUUGCACAACUACCUUACAAGUGUUUAUGAAGAAGGCGAUGCAAGGUCAACUUUAAUCACCAUGGUCCAAGCUCUCAAUCAUGCUAAGCAUGGUGUUGACAUCCUUUCUGGAACUCGAGUCAGGACGCAUUUUGCAAGGCCCAAUUGGACAGAUGUGUUUUCUAGAAUAGCAAUAAAACAUCCAUUUGCUAAAGUAGGUGUUUUCUACUGCGGGAUGCCGGUAUUGGCAAAGGAACUGAAAAAGUUGUGUCAAGAGCUGAGUCACAAAACAUCAACAAGGUUCGAGUUCCACAAGGAAUAUUUCUAAAACAAAAGGAAAUCAUUUGAAAACAGAAAGGUUCUGCUGUCAUUUUGUAAUUAUUAAAAUAAUCAAAGGAAAAAAAAUCACAUACAUGUAUACGUAUAUACACACAAUUCAUGUUUGUAGCAAAGGUAGAUAUAGAUGUUUUUACACAACCAUUCAUACAGCAA
Mercurialis annua (annual mercury) is the source of this 2990-nucleotide messenger RNA. Its product is annotated as respiratory burst oxidase homolog protein E. Lineage: Eukaryota; Viridiplantae; Streptophyta; Magnoliopsida; Malpighiales; Euphorbiaceae. The record is from RefSeq and is a predicted model, not a curated record. The transcript has 13 exons. The coding region runs from base 1 to 2826 and encodes 941 amino acids. Gene Ontology annotation, cellular component: plasma membrane. Gene Ontology annotation, molecular function: peroxidase activity; calcium ion binding; NAD(P)H oxidase H2O2-forming activity.